Zophobas morio is the source of this 1288-nucleotide messenger RNA. RefSeq lists its product as uncharacterized. The record is from RefSeq and is a predicted model, not a curated record. NCBI's taxonomy places the organism in Eukaryota, Metazoa, Arthropoda, Insecta, Coleoptera, Tenebrionidae. The transcript is spliced from 5 exons. Bases 142 to 921 code for a protein of 259 amino acids.
UGUUAGUGAAUGCAUAGUAUUCUCCGAUUUAUCGUACAAUUAUUUUAAUAGUAGUUGUCAAGGGUAAGAUUAAGGUUGUGCACAUAUAAGAAAAAGACUGCGCUUGACCUUUUUAGUUGCGUUUUAAUUGUUGCAAAGAAAAUGAUGGGUGAUUUAAAAAAUAUUUCGUUUAUAUUAUUUACCGUCUUAUGGAUUACUUCAUCAGAGGGAUCACCAAAAAAAUGGCCUUCGCGAUUUCCACGAUGUUACAGAGACGAUCCCAAUAUAAAUAAGUGUAUCUUAGAAGCAACGAAGAAAAUGAAACCAUUUUUACAACAAGGCAUUCCCGAAUUUAACAUACCAACAAUAUCCCCAUUCUUCGUUCCUGAAGUAACAAUCCAACAUGGCAGCAGAGGAGAUUCAAUAAAUUAUAAAGUUAUGCUCAAGAACUUGCAAAUAUUUGGAUUUGACACCUACAAAUUUGAUAAAUUUGAUUUUGACGUGAAAAAUUUACAAUUUCAAUCAUCAAUGAAAAUGGAUGCCAUGUACCUAAAAGGACAUUACAUAGCAGAUGGUAAAAUUUUAAGUAUACCGGUUAGUGGUAAUGGAACAAUGAGUUGCAACGUUACAAACACAAGUGGCACUCUCAAACAAGAUGGUAAAAUUGUUUUAAGAAAAGAUAAUAUUAAAUAUUUGGAGCUAGAACCUCCAGUUAUACAUAUCAACGUAGGAAAAAUUCUUGACUACCAUUAUAACGGAUUAUUUGAUGGAAAUGAAGUGCUUGCCAAGGCUGCCGAGAAAAUUUUCAAAGACUAUCAGGAAGAGCUGACCGAAGAAGUAAAACCGGCAAUAGAAAAAAUUAUUGAAGAAAUAGUGUAUGAUCUACAGAAGAAGACUACUUAUAAAGUUCCAUACGAUGAAUUAUAUCCUAUCCACGGAUAAAAACUAUCUGCCAUAUUAAAAAAAAAAAAAGACACGAUUAAUUUACAGGGUACAAAUCGGGAUUCAAUUUUCUAUAAACAUUACAAUACUGAUAUUGAAACAAUUGCAGAAAUUUGCAACAAUAAUAAUGAAUUAAGUUAAACAGUAUGUCUUUGGCCACAUAUUGUUUAUUUAGUUCCAAGUCUGUGAUAUUUUAAAAAUUAAGUACGUUAUUUUUUUAGCAUAACACAACUUUUUGUAAAUAUGUGUCCUUAAAGAAAUGCAGAAUAAAUUCGGGAAUUUAAAGUGUAAUCAAAACACUUACGAGGCCUAAAUGGUACAAUUAUAGCAAUUUAGAGAGUUGGUUAUUAUGUCACUUUUUUUUUUA